AUGGGAAUGAUAGUAACAUCAACUAUAACAAUGCAACUAAGAAUAAGAGAAAACCACCGCCCUCGCCCACGCCCAAAGCCUAACGAGCCUCGUUCCUCCACAGGGCCAGAGGAAGGGCGCUUCUUCCGGUCGCUGUUCUCGCUGCCGGACCAGUGCGUGCACAAUGGGAUCCCGGCGACGUGCACCUUCGUCCUCUCCUGCCUUCUGCGCGGAGACACCCCUGUUAACAAGUGUGGCGGUGGUUUCAUCUACACCUGCUGCGUCCCCACCGUGGCAACAGUCAGGUCGGACGCUGUGAGGCACAUCGGCCUCUUCAACAGGGACCCUUCGGUGAUCAAUAGUCCAGUUGGUUGGCAUCGAUUCCAUCUCCGUCGGCAGAAACCAUAUAUACCCCCACGAUCUUGGGGUCUUAACCGCCUUCCAGUUCGUGUGGGUCCAGGCUUAAGCUCGCCCAGACAUCAGUUCCAGGUGGCGCCUGUUGAGUCCAGACUUCAGCCUUCUGCUAGUUUUAAUGAACCAGAGUGUGGAAUUCAGAGAGUAUCUCAGUUUGCAAAACGAAUUAUCGGAGGAAACGAAGCCAGGUUUGGCGAGUUUCCUUGGCAGGCGCACAUACGCAUCAUUGGCUACCAGUGCGGCGGAGUUCUUAUUAAUCAUUUUUUCGUUGCAACAGCAGCACAUUGUGUUCAUAAGUCUGACACCUCCAUCUACAUCACCAAGCUGAUACCAGGAGGUGCAGCGGCAACUGAUGGUCGGCUGCAAAUCACAGAUGUCAUUGUUUCUGUUAAUGAUGUCCGAGUUGUAAAUGUUCCCCACAUAACAGCAGUCGAAGCCCUUAAACGCGCUGGCAAUACUGUUCGCUUGUGUGUGAAGCGACGUAAGCGUCCCCCUAAUGUGCAGCUGAUUGAAGUGGAGCUUAUCAAAGGCAACAAAGGCUUAGGCUUCAGUAUUGCUGGUGGUAUAGGGAACCAACACAUUCCUGGAGACAAUGGCAUCUACAUCACUAAAAUUAUGGAAGGUGGUGCAGCCCACGUGGAUGGCCGAGUGUGUGUGGGAGACAAAUUGGUUGCUGUCAGAGAUACUCCUUCUGGUGAUGUAAACCUUGAAAAUGUAACCCAUGAGGAUGCAGUUGCUUGUCUCAAAUCAACAAAUGACCGAGUUGUACUUGUGCUGGGUAAGGUGGUUCCCCCCCAGACCAAUGCCACGGACCUUGCCCCUCCCCCCCUUCAGCCUUCCCAGACCCACCAUCACCAGGAUCACACACCUCCUCCCCGUGAGUGAUUAACACUUUUCAAAUUUUCUAACAAGAUUCCUAGUAAUGAUGCUCAAACAUUUGGUGAUCAUAUGUCAAAGCUUGUUUGU
Penaeus indicus is the source of this 1359-nucleotide messenger RNA. RefSeq lists its product as uncharacterized. Lineage: Eukaryota; Metazoa; Arthropoda; Malacostraca; Decapoda; Penaeidae. Bases 1 to 1278 code for a protein of 425 amino acids. The record is from RefSeq and is a predicted model, not a curated record. Gene Ontology annotation, cellular component: postsynaptic density membrane; basolateral plasma membrane; neuron projection. The transcript has 8 exons. Gene Ontology annotation, molecular function: protein binding; serine-type endopeptidase activity. Gene Ontology annotation, biological process: embryo development; proteolysis; cell-cell adhesion.